AUGAAUCCCUCAACUACUCUUGACUUUAUGAAAUCUUGCGCUGAAAGCCGUGCCGCUUGCAUCAAUUGCGCUGAGCACGAGAACGCCGAAGGGUGCGCUAAUCAAUGUCGUACGAAUGCUGUGCUUGCCGAGUGUACCCAACAUCUUAUCGCAUUGAACGCCCCACAAGCGACCGAGGUUGCGCAAUUGGCAAUCGACUCUGCUAAAAAGUGCGACGAAAAAUGUUCUCAGCAUCAAAAUUCUCAUUGUCAAGCAUGCUCCAAGGCUGCCAAAAAUCUUGCCGAAGUUUUAGCUCAGUAUCAACAUCAGGCCAAAUAA
Messenger RNA from Ambispora gerdemannii, 318 nucleotides. Lineage: Eukaryota; Fungi; Glomeromycota; Glomeromycetes; Archaeosporales; Ambisporaceae. The record is from the annotation of a GenBank genome assembly.